Molecule: messenger RNA, 1610 nt
Organism: Musa acuminata subsp. malaccensis (wild Malaysian banana)
Lineage: Eukaryota; Viridiplantae; Streptophyta; Magnoliopsida; Zingiberales; Musaceae
Product: glucan endo-1,3-beta-glucosidase 12-like
Source: RefSeq, a predicted model, not a curated record
GGUUGAGGGAAGCCAUUGGAGAUAUGUCUGUAAAUGUCGUCUCGUGUCUCAUCUUCCUGUUGGGCCUUCUAUUCUCCUCUGUCCAAUGUUGACUCUGCAGGACUUGCUAAAGAAUCAGAAGAUGAUCUGUCAUUCAAUCCAUCUCUUAUGCAGAAAGCCAAAUCUAAUAAAGAAAGCAUAUUGCUGAAACCUAUAGUUUAUGAGCCUGAAAGACAAUCCAACAGAAAUCUACACACCCGAAACAAAUUACAAUCCUCAAGGACAGUGCGGGAAAUGGAUGUUGUUACUCCAUUAACAACAGUUCCGAUGAUAAACCCUACAACCACCCCAACUACAGUGACUCCCAACUAUAAUCCUUUUCCCACAACAUCAACUCCAUCCAUGACUCCAACUACAAACCCAUAUUCAACUCCAACGAUGGCGACCCCAUCAUCACCAUCAGGCCAAAGCUGGUGUGUGGCAAGUCAAACUGCUUCACAGACUGCAUUGCAGGUUGCUCUAGACUAUGCUUGUGGAUAUGGAAGUGCAGAUUGUUCAGCAAUUCAGCAAGGUGGAAGCUGCUACAACCCAGAUACAGUCCGUGAUCAUGCAUCAUAUGCAUUCAAUGACUUCUAUCAGAGGAACCCAAUUCCUACCAGCUGUGAUUUUGGAGGAACGGCUGUGAUCACCAAUGUGGAUCCAAGUACUUCAACAUGUCAGUAUCCAUCAACAAGCACAAGCUCAUCCGUCCUCAACACAACUUAUCCUACUGGAUCAACACUCUUUGGGUCUGUUCCGCCAGCUACAAGUGGUUCCACCUUGAUGUUAAACAGCAUAACACCUCCAAUCAUUGUAAUAUGUCUCCUGAUGUCACUGAUCUUCUUAAGUGUCACCAGAUAGACAUCAAAGAUACUCUAUAACGAGCCAAAGAAAAUGGGAUGAUGGCCAUUGUUUGCUACAGCAUCUAUGGAUACCCAAGAGAAAAGAGGCAGCACUGGAAAUCCAACCAAAAAGCAAAGGAACCCUCUUGGAAACUCAUUCUAUGGAGUGAGGAAGCUGACCAGGAUGUCCUUUAUAGCAGAGACAACAGCCAGCAGACUCCUUAAAAGUCUCCAGUAGCAGGGAUAGUUAUAAACAAUUCACUUCAUUUUGUAGGUACAAAUAUCAUCUAUUUCCGUUUGAUUGCACUUGUUUCUUCUUAUUUGAAUAAGUAGCAGUUUGAAGCUUCAUCAAACAAAUCCCUUGAAUUGAUGAUGUUUUGGAGAUUUUCCAAGAAUGAUUUAGGGAGACUAAAAUCAAGAGAUACACUCAAGUAAGAACAUUAACAAAUCCUCAAGCACAAGGUAACUGAUAACUUCUUUACACAUCGUGAGUCUGUAUUCAAAUUACUCCUAUGCACAAGUCUCUAAUCUUGCUGAAGAUUUGAUUCCUGGGGAGUAGAAAUUGUUCCUGAACGGACCAUUUGAAACAAGCAUCUUUAACCUUAAGGUUACAAGAUUCAACCAGAUCUAUAUCGAUUACAUGCUUUGGGCUUUCCGCGACAUCUAAAAUGGCAUGGUGAAGGAUACGCACAAUAGAUGCGUUAACUAUUACGAAAGCAAGUAGAAGCGCAGAGUUAGGCGAGCUUACUA